Messenger RNA from Silurus meridionalis, 4271 nucleotides. RefSeq names its product basal cell adhesion molecule (Lutheran blood group) (gene bcam). Lineage: Eukaryota; Metazoa; Chordata; Actinopteri; Siluriformes; Siluridae. The record is from RefSeq and is a predicted model, not a curated record. Gene Ontology annotation, cellular component: plasma membrane. The coding region runs from base 169 to 1986 and encodes 605 amino acids. The transcript has 17 exons.
GCGAGUGUGUGUGUGUGUGUGAGAGAGAGUGUGUGUGCGUGUAUGAGUGUAUGCCAGUGAGUGUGUGUGAGAGAGAGAAAGAGAGAGAGACGCACAGAGGAGAUCGGACAGCGGACUUCACAUUGCAGAGUAUCUAAGAGCAGAGAGAGAAGUAGUUGAGAAGUGAGCAUGGAGGGGAUGAGAUCAGGACGCGUGUGGCUCGUCUGCGCUUCACUCUUCUGUACACUGCACGUAUGUCUGGCUUCAGUGUCAGUGAAAGUGAGCCCUACAGUGGAUGUGAUUAUUGGAGAAACUGCCCGGCUACCAUGCACCUUCACCACCACCGGGAAUAUGCCCGUAGUCCAGUGGUUCAUUGAGGCUGCAGGCACACGGACACGUGUAGCUUUCAGGUCACCCUCUGACAAGGGCCUCGAUAAAGGCACACCGUUAGCAGAGCGUGUCACCAUGGACACGGACAUGACCCUGGUUAUCUCUCCUGUAAAGGCGAUAGAUGAGAGGAACUUCUUCUGCCAGGUGGUCGAUGGACCUGUGGGGACCUCAGAGGCUGAGACCAAACUCCAGGUGUUCUUUGCUCCAGAAAAGCCCAUGGUGUCUGAGAAUAAACAAGCCAUUGCUUUAAACUCAGGACAACAUCAGGUGGGCAAAUGCACUAGCAACAACGGUCACCCUGAGCCUCGUAUCAUCUGGUUUAAAGACUCUAAACCGCUGCCGGAGGUGUUGGAUCCUAAAGAGAAGAUAUACAUGGUCCCGGGUGUGGUGAGAGAGUCUUCAGGUCUGUUCACGGUCUCAAGCAGUCUGUACAUCGAUCCCGAGAAGAAGGAUGCCAAGUCAGUGUUCUACUGCACUGUAGAGUACAGGAUGCCAAACGGGGAGAUCAGAAAGGAGAACUCUGAGCCGUUCAACCUCACGCUGCUCUACCCUGCAGAGAAUGUGUUCUUCACAUUGUUGAACAAGUCACCCAUCAAAGAAGGUGAUGAGGUUCAGAUGAAAUGUGAGACAGACGGAAACCCCCAGCCUCAGUUCGAGUUCGCUAAAGAUGAUACUCCUAAAGAAACAAGUGAGACGGGAUUGUUUGUUCUGAAAAGCAUCACUCGCAGCGACUCUGGUGUCUACAAGUGUGAGGCAAUGGACUUCGAUGCUGAGAAUAUCGAACUGAUCAAAACCCUCACCAUUAAUGUGCACUAUGUGGACCCAGUGUCCAUGGUGCCAAGCAGCCCUUUGGUGGUUAACAAAGGUGAUCGCUUUGAACUUCAAUGCAAGACAAAAGCUUCUGAUGAGUACACCCUGUCAUGGAUGAAGGAUGGUAAGCAGCUGCUCUCUCAGAAGAGUGGCUAUACUGUGGAAUCUGCAACUUUGGACAGUGCUGGUGAAUAUGUGUGUGUUGCAUCAGUCCCCUCGGUGCCGGGCCUGCAGAAGAAAGCUAAUAUCACAGUAACUGUCUCAGGUCAGCCUGAGAUUGAUGUGCCUAUGGAAGGUCACGUUGCAAAGCAAGGGGAUAUGGUCACUCUCAGGUGUGCUGCUCGAGGCCAUCCUGCUCCACAGUUCACCUGGAAACCCUCUGGCAAAGAGUCAUUAGAAUUUCAUGAGAACACAGUCACCAGCACAGUCACCUUGGAAGCCACUGCUACCAUUCUCAAAGACGGGGUGAUUUGCGAGGCAACCAACAUGCAUGGCGCAGACAGCAAGAAGUUCACGGUCGAAAUAAAGUCAGACAACACCAUCGACAGUGGAAACGGUGCACUAGGAAGCCCAGUGUUUGCAACAGCUGAAAGUCAGCAGGGUGGCUCCAAAGGAGUGGUGGUCGCCGUGUUGGUGUGCGUGCUGCUGUUGCUCCUGCUGGUAGCUGUUCUUUUUUUCUUUGGUAAGAGGGGCAAGAUGGCCUGUCGCAAGGACAACAACAAGGAUACUGAGUCUGGGGACACGAAAUCAGGCGAGAAGGCCAACGAGGGGUCAGGGCUGCUUAAAGAAAAAUCUGUAGAGCCGUGAUAUGAGUAAAGAAUGUGGAAGAAGACAAAUCAUCUGAGGAAUUGAAGAGCAACAGAGGGUGCUUGUGUGCUUUUUUAUUUUAUUUUGCACCAACCUGGCACAAAGGGAGGAGAUAUAUUUGAGCUGUAAAUUUUGUUUAGGUGAAGGUUAGAGGAGGGAGGUGGGCUUGGAAACAAGAAGUAGGGUUUGAUAUGGGGGGGUGGUUGAGGGCAGUGGGUUUGAACAAUUUUUUUUUAUGUAAACGUGGUCCUUUUUUGUUGUUGUUUUUUACGAGGAGUGGGGUGAUUCCAAUCACACAAAUAAAAUUAAAUCACUGUCCACAAUCAAGACUCUAGCUGUGGAAAAGAAAGCAUCUGGAAGUCAAUCCAGCACUGGGCAUUCUGCCAAUUCAUUUUUUCAAAAUCAGGAUCUUUUCAUUAAAUCACAGUGCUACCGAAUUGAUCUUUCAGCCUGUGCGCUUCUCUUUUCAAUGUAGUCUAACUUCUACUUCGAAACUGCACUUACUCGCUGUUCUUUCGCAAUUCUUAUCACUGUAUGUGCACUGACGCCAGUUGAUCAUCCUAAAAACUCUGCUCAUAAUCAUACACAAAUUGCCUGACUGUGGAAUUGCAUGCUACUGAAAAUAAUUGCCUUCCCUACAUUGUAUGUAUAGCCAAAUGUUUGCUUCUUUUUUUUUAAUAUCUAUAUGUAACUGUAUUACAUGGUAGUUUUCUUUUCAGCACUGCCGAUGGCUGUAAUGUUUGAGCAAACCGCUAGAGGUGCCAUAGGGCAUUGAGAUCAGUAAGCAAGAAACACAAGGCAUGACACUGAAUGUUCUGAUAUGUAUCCAAAAAAAAUACACGCUUCUUGGAUUUUUUUUAUUUACAUUUUUUUUUGGUAUGUGUGUGAUCUUGGGUUUUGUUGCUUUGUUUUGUGUUUUGUUUCGCCAUCGAAUCAGGCCGUGUUCAGAUGUUUAAGUCAUUGAAAACGCUGUGGAGAGAAAUGACUAGAAUAUUAGACUUGGUUCAGAGAAGAUGUCAUGAUGCAACACCCAGCAUUAUUUCUGUUGGGUUACUACGCAUCAUGAUUGAAAGUGUUGGUAAUUUCUCAUUCUAAAGAGAAAAAAAACCCCCAAACAAAACAAACAUUUUUUCCCAGAUGUAAAACUACGAACCCAAAAGAAAUGUACAGAGCACAGGUACUGUACAUACCCGAAACCACUGAUUCUCAUCACUCUGUGUGCCUUUCUCAGACUUUUUAUAAUAUGUAUUAGGGGACCAUGUCUUUUUAAACGCUCCCAAACUGUAAAGUACAUAAGUAAGGUGUAAGUAAGUAGUGAGUAAGUGUCUCAUCAGUGAAAGUAGAUAUGGAAAUGCUAGGAUUGUGGACGCGCAUCUGAUUUAGUUAUCUUUCUUUUCUUUGUUUUGAAGCCAAAAAACACUGUAAAGCUAUUGAAUUCUUCAUCAUUUGUGUAUUAGAGGCAUCUAGCCCCAAAGCUUGACCCGUGAGACAUGCAACGUCAUGUUCGUGCUUUGUUAUUUGAAUGUAAUUAGGUGAUUAUGUCUUUUACACACAGACACACUCUGGAUCUUUCCCACAGGCUCGAGCAAAGCAGAGGAAUUACAGAUGCUCUAACUGAUAUCACAUGCGAAUUAAUGAUAAUUGAAUCAAGCCUGGUCACGUAAAGUGUGUUUAUACUGUGUGUCAAACUUUUGAAUUUGAAUACGAGUUAACUACUGAAUCGUAUGUAUGUUAUCCUGUGGUUUUGGUAUGUUCGUGCAUUCAUUAGUUACCCACAUAUACUCACAUACUCGAUGCUUUUCUGAAUAUAGGGGUUAUAAGGCCUAUCCUUUCUCUCUCACACACACACACACACACACACACACACUGAUGCCCAUGUGUAUUUCAUGUAUACAAACAAGCUGAAUGUUUUCUAUAUUAUAUUUAAGUUUCAUUUCUUUUUUUUCCUCAGCUCUAGUUUGGUCGCAGUUUGUCAAUGAGAUGUGGUCGAGCAUUAUAGGUUUGUUUUUUCAUUAAAAAAAAUUAAAAAGUUCUUUUUUAAGAAACAAAUGACGUGUUUAAACUACUGAAUUGUUUGCUUUUUAUUUUAUUUCUGUCACGUCCACUGGUCUUGCAGGUCAGCUUUAGAUAUCUAGUCAUGAAUGGUAACACAUUGUGACUGCUUCCUCCUUUCUGAUGUAUAUUUUGUGGUAAUUUUGUGAACUUUGUAGCCUGUUUUCUCCCCUUUUUUUGUGGAGCUCUGUAGAAUUUAUACUGACUAAAAGAAAAAAGAUUUCCACACCUUA